AUGGAGCCCGAAACGGCUCAAUCCGAUACGCCAAUCAUUCUUUGGCUUCAAGGCGGUCCCGGUUGUUCCAGCAUGAUCGGGAAUUUCUACGAACUCGGCCCUUAUCGAAUUACCGAAUCGCUCGAUAUCGAGCCCAACCCCGCUCCCUGGAACCGUCGCUACGGUGUCCUCUUUAUAGACAACCCCGUUGGUACGGGUUUUAGUGUAGUUCCUUCAGAUGAGGAUAUUCCUCUGGAUCAGGAUGACGUGGCAAGGGAUCUGUACACCGCGCUCCGAUCAUUCUUCGACCUUUUCCCGCCAUUUCGCCAGAGGCCGUUCUUUUUGGCAGGGGAGAGUUACGCAGGAAAGUAUGUCCCCGCUUUAGGCUCCCUCCUUGUAGGGAAACUGGAUAUGGCGCAGCAGCAGUUACGACAGCGUCUGAAAUUCAAACGCGACGGCGAGGGCGGAUACAGGCAUCCGUUCCGGCUGGACGGGGUUAUAAUCGGUAACGGGUUGACGCAUCCGCGUACGCAGGUGCAGGCGCAUGCUGAUAUCGCGUACAGCGCUGGGUUGCUGGAUCAGCAGCAGCGGGAUAGGGCCAAGGAGUGGGCGAAUCGCGUCGUGGCGCAUAUUGAUAAGGAGGAAUGGCAGGAGGCUUUUCAAGAGCGGACGAACCUCGUCAACUGGAUUCAGAACGUGAGCGGCAUUGCAACGCCCUUGGACAUCCGAAGAACCCGCGCCUACCACCACAACAAGGACAAGCAGGAGUACCUCGCCCUAUACCUCAACCGCCCGGAGAUUAAAGACGUCCUUAAAGCCGACGCGGCUGUCACCUGGGUUUCCUGCAGCCCUCGCGUGCGCAAGCAUAUGUCUAACGACACUAUGAAAUCCACUAUGCACCUAGUAGAAGGGCUCUUAAACCGCGUCCCGAUGCUGCUAUAUCAGGGGAUAUACGACAUUAAAGACGGCGCCGCGUGCUCGCUGGAGUGGAUGCGGGAGUUACAGUGGAAGGGUAUGGAGCGGUUCUGGGCGGUGGAGAGGCGGUUGUGGGAGGUGGAGGGGGAGGUGGCAGGGUAUUGGCGGGAACAUGACAUGCUGACGCAUGUGGUGUUGCAUGGAGCGGGGCAUGAGGUGCCUGCUGACCAGCCAUUCAACUCCCAGCGCAUGAUAGAAACAUGGAUCAGCCAGCAGAUUGCGACGGCCAGGAAACUCGAGUUUGUUAUGGGGGAGGUGUUAUCUGACGGCGACCAGGAAGAGGAACAAGGAGAGGGUGCGGAGGGGACAGGGGGAACGGGGGAGGAGGAGGAGGGGGUGAAGGGAGGGGAUGAUUACGCAGGGGCAAUGAUGGCGGAUAUAAUGUCGGGGUUUGUAGAGGAGAUGGAGAAGAGAGGAGUGGAUUGGAGCAAGGUGGGCCCCAAUGGGGAGGGGUUUGAGUUUGCGGGGUUUGAACCUGAGUGGUUCGAACAGCAAGGUUUGGAGCUGGAGGGGGGUGGGGAGGGGGAAGGAGGGGGGGAAAUUGGGGAAGGGGCGGAGGGGGGAGAGGAAGGGGAGGGGGAGGAAGAAGGGGGAGAGGGAGCGGAGGAGAGUGAUGGGAUGGAGGGGUUGGAGGGGGAGGGGGAGGGGGAGGUAAGGGUUGAGGGGGUGGAGGUUGUGGAGGGGAUGGCUGGGGAGGGAAUAGAGGCCGUGGGGGGAAUAGAGGUUGUUGGGGGAGAGGUGGCCAAAGAGGAAGUGCAGGAUUUGUGA
Closterium sp. Naga37s-1 is the source of this 1722-nucleotide messenger RNA. The record is from the annotation of a GenBank genome assembly. Lineage: Eukaryota; Viridiplantae; Streptophyta; Zygnematophyceae; Desmidiales; Closteriaceae.